Molecule: messenger RNA, 1464 nt
Organism: Symbiodinium natans
Lineage: Eukaryota; Dinophyceae; Suessiales; Symbiodiniaceae
Source: the annotation of a GenBank genome assembly
AUGAGAAUCGUGGUAAACCGCGCCGUUGCAUUGCAACCACUGCCCGGCCUCCCCAUUGCAGUGCACAACACGGACCGUUGCCAGCGGCCAGUACGCCCCGAGGCCCCAACCCCGCCGGAAGCGCCCGUGACUGAAAGUGCAGAGGCUCGCUGGCAGCUCUUGGAGCCCGCGGAGGGCGCGCCGCGGCCGGCGAAGCGGGAUGGCCACAGCGCCGUCGUCGACGCGGCCUCGCGGCGACUCCUCGUCUUUGGCGGCGAAGGAGGGCGUUUCAACUUCCUGAACGACGUCUGGGCCUUCGGCCUCGAGGCGAAGACUUGGGAGGAGCUGGGCACGGCUGGGCCUCGGCCCGGGUUUGGGACCGGCGCGCCGAGGCGACGGGCCUUCGGCUUGGAGGAGCGGGGCGGAGAGGAGGCCGCCGCCUCCCUGGCUCCUGGCGGGCGCUUCGCGCAGGAGCUUCCUUUGCCCUGGCUUCGGUUGCGAGACAUCCUGGAAGAUGCCGCUGAAGGAAGCACCGGGGAAGAGAAUGAGCUUCCCCCCUUCACGGCCACCUUCGUCCUUCCCCUGGGGCUUUUUGCGGAAGAGACAUAUGCUUUGAUGGAUCUUGGCCGCUGCGAGUAUACAGCCAAAGUGCAGCAGAUGGGCGAGGAGGUGCCGAACGCACUGAUCUACAACGAAGCGAAGCUGACCUUCUUGAGCAACAGUGCAGAGGCCUACCCAUCUGACAAGAAGAAGGCCAGUUUCCGCGCAGCAAUUCUGGAAGCGAAGUUUCGGUUGAAGUCCUGCCACAGUCCGAUCCGCGUAGUGACCACGCAUCUGCCUGGGAAGCCUUUCGGUCCCGCUCGCCGGGAGUUCUGCAAGUGCCUCAAGACCAUGCUGGCGAAAGACAAGCAGCCAACUCUCCUGCUGGCAGACCUCAACUUCCCGGAGGAGGGCUCCUUGCUGCCGAAGCGGAUCGACAGCAUCGGCAUCAUCCCGGAAGGUUCCAAGAUCACGGCCGGGGUCUUCCGUGCACGUCAGGAUGCGGCGGGUGCAAAGCCGCCGAAGCCCUGUGAGCUGGCGGAAGAGCUGCUGGAGGGCUGCGGGGCGGCCGUGGAGCUUCUGGAGUCCAGGCUGCAUGAGGAGCUGGAUGUGAAGACCUUGGCUGCCAUGCCUGCGAAGGACAACGACGCCAGCCCCUUAGCGGGGAAUGCUGGCAGCGCUCUCCUCAAGGCCCAGCAACCGAUUCCUAAAAAGACCGAAGGCUUCCGACAGGCCCAGCAACCGAUCCCCGAAGAGACCGAGAGCCUCCGACAGGCGCAGGCCUUGCAGACUGGCCUGCGCUUGGAAUCCGAACCUGCGGGGAGUCAGGAAACCGCCACCGGAAACGUGGUUAUCGGCGGCUGGAUGCGCUUGAUGCGCCUGCGCGAGAUGGCGCGAGAUGCAGCCUUGGAUGACGUCCCGUGCGCGGAUGAAGAACAUGCAUAA